ACGCGCUUGUGACGCACAUCCUGUGUUCUACCUGAGGAAAAUGGCUGCGCCCCAGCAGCAGGCUUCGGCCGUUUCCUCCGCGGCGGGUGUUUCAGGUCCGGGCUCUGCCGGUGGCCCGGGUCCCCAGCAACAGCCGCAACCGACGCAGCUGGUGGGACCUGGCCAGAGUGGGCUCCUGCAGCAGCAGCAGCAGGACUUCGAUCCUGUGCAGCGCUAUAAGAUGCUCAUCCCGCAGCUGAAGGAGAGUCUCCAGACUUUGAUGAAGGUUGCAGCCCAGAACCUGAUUCAGAACACUAACAUUGACAACGGACAAAAGAGCAGUGAUGGACCCAUACAGCGAUUUGACAAGUGUCUGGAGGAGUUUUAUGCUCUCUGUGAUCAGCUGGAACUCUGCUUGCGCCUGGCCCACGAGUGCCUGUCACAGAGCUGUGACAGCGCCAAGCACUCGCCAACGCUGGUACCCACGGCCACCAAGCCAGACGCAGUGCAGCCGGACAGCUUGCCCUACCCUCAGUACCUGGCCGUCAUCAAAGCCCAGAUUACCUGUGCCAAAGACAUUCACACUGCCCUGCUGGACUGUGCCAACAAGGUCACAGGCAAGACUGCUGCAGCCUCAACUGGCCCUGGGGGCAGCCUCUGAGGUCUUGGUGGGGGUGGGGGGGCAGAGAGAAUGAAGAAGGCCCUGUGGCAAAACAGGUGGCUCCU
Messenger RNA from Onychomys torridus (southern grasshopper mouse), 705 nucleotides. It is a transcript of the gene Med29, whose product is annotated as mediator complex subunit 29. The transcript has 4 exons. Lineage: Eukaryota; Metazoa; Chordata; Mammalia; Rodentia; Cricetidae. Gene Ontology annotation, cellular component: mediator complex. Gene Ontology annotation, biological process: regulation of transcription by RNA polymerase II. Gene Ontology annotation, molecular function: transcription factor binding; transcription coregulator activity. The coding region runs from base 41 to 640 and encodes 199 amino acids. The record is from RefSeq and is a predicted model, not a curated record.